Messenger RNA from Lucilia sericata (common green bottle fly), 2258 nucleotides. It is a transcript of the gene nebu, whose product is annotated as facilitated trehalose transporter Tret1. Gene Ontology annotation, biological process: carbohydrate transport; transmembrane transport. Gene Ontology annotation, cellular component: membrane. The record is from RefSeq and is a predicted model, not a curated record. The transcript is spliced from 4 exons. Bases 705 to 2258 code for a protein of 517 amino acids. Gene Ontology annotation, molecular function: sugar transmembrane transporter activity. NCBI's taxonomy places the organism in Eukaryota, Metazoa, Arthropoda, Insecta, Diptera, Calliphoridae.
UAGUGUUAAAAAAAUUCCAUUAAGCGAGAAUACUCCCAGCAAUUUUAUAAAAAUAUAAAAGAAAAAUUUGCAAUAAAAGAAAAAUUCACAAUUUAUUAACAAUUAAUAACAACAAAAAAAGAAGAAACUUUACAGACCCUUAAACAGAGUUGUAUUUUUAACGGUUAAACCUUAACAGCAGCGAGUACAGAGUCCAAAAACGCAGGCGCAUCAAUGCCCCCCGUCUUAGUAAAAGUGUAGGCGUUAAUAAAAUAAUGAAAAAUAGUGUAUGUUUUAUAACCUUAACGUUAAAGGACACAUUCCAAAGGACAUUACCAUCAGACGCAAACAAAACAUUAAAGAAACAUUUUGAUAACGUAACAGAAAAUUUGUCAUUUAACUAUUUUAAUGUACCAAAGCAAAGUAAUUGCUAAACAAUAUAUUUUAAAAAAUUUGCAAGAAAUCAAAAAUAACAAUUACCAACAACAACAACAACAACAAAAAACAAAAACUUAUUAUACUCAAAACAUAUCCCGAACUUAGUAUUUAUUUGUUAAAAACAAAAUUAUAAAAUAUUUAUUAAAAUUAGUGUUAAAAAAAACCUAAAGUAAUCUCAUAUAUUUAUUAUUAUAAAUUUAAGUAUUUAUAAACCAAAAACCAACAAAAACAAAUUAUUUAUUAAAUAACAAAAAAUCUCAUCAUAUACAAAAUACAAAAACAACAAAAUGUCAUCAACCUCAUCGGAAUCGAAUCUUAAACACAAUAACGCCUUGUUGGCCACCGAAGAAAGUUCACAUUUAUUGGAAAAGGCUGUAAAUGGAGCUGAAAAAUAUGGCUCACAACAAGCGGAUCAAGAUAACUUACUCGAUAACAUGGUUCACACGACUGAAUCGAAUUCCAGAACCCUGCCACAAUAUGUGGCAGCGUUAUCAGCUGCUGGUGGAGCCUUUGCAGCCGGUACUCUCUUAGGUUGGACCUCUCCCGCUCAAGGUGAACUAACUACGGGUAAAUAUGGUUUCCCUGUCGAUGAAAAUGCCUUCUCCUGGAUUGGUUCUGCCAUGACUUUGGGUGCUGCCUUUGUUUGUGUACCCAUUGGUUUUCUUAUCAAUCUAAUUGGCCGUAAAUUAACUAUGCUCUUGUUGGUCUUACCCUUCACAUUGGGUUGGUGUCUCCUGAUCUGGGCUCAAAAUGUUGAAAUGAUGUAUACGGCUCGUUUUAUUUUGGGUAUAUCGGGUGGUGCCUUCUGUGUUACAGCACCCAUGUAUACGGGUGAGAUAGCACAUAAAGAUAUACGUGGCACACUGGGUAGUUUCUUCCAGUUGAUGAUAACGGCAGGUAUUCUAUUUGUGUAUGCCGUCGGUGCCGGUUUAGAUGUAUUUUGGAUGAGUAUUGUUUGCGGUAUUUUACCUUUAGUAUUUGGCGCAAUAUUUGUAUUUAUGCCCGAAUCUCCUACUUAUUUGGUUUCUAAAAAUAACAAUGAAAGCGCCGUUAAAUCUAUUCAAUGGUUACGCGGCAAGGACUAUGACUACCGUAUGGAAAUCGAAGAAUUAAAAGAGACUGAAAGAAAAAUCAAAGAAACUCCUGUUUCUAUUGGCAGUGCUCUCAUGCGUCCCGUUACCAUCAAGGCUUUAUGCAUCAGUUUGGGUCUUAUGUUCUUCCAACAGUUGAGUGGUAUCAAUGCCGUUAUUUUCUAUUCAACCGAUAUUUUCAGGGAUGCUGAAACCGGUAUUGAUGAAAACCUCUCCACCAUUGUUGUUGGCAUCAUGCAGGUCAUUGCCACCUUUAUCUCCGUCAUGGUAGUCGAUAAAUUGGGUCGUCGUAUCUUACUCCUGGCCUCUUCCAGUGUCAUGGCCAUUUCCACCAUUGCCAUGGGUGUCUAUUUCUAUAUGAAAGAAAACGAUAGAGAUUCCGUAGCCAAUCUCGGCUGGUUGCCCGUCAGCAGUUUGUGUGUAUUUAUCAUUAUGUUCUCUAUUGGUUUCGGUCCCGUGCCCUGGUUGAUGAUGGGUGAAUUGUUUGCUUCAGAUAUUAAAGGUGUAGCUGGUUCAAUUGCUGGUACCUCUAACUGGGUGUUGGCUUUUAUUGUAACUAAGACUUUUGUUAACUUGAAAGAUGCUUUGGGUAGUGGUGAAACAUUCUGGCUUUUCGCCGGCAUAACCGUAGUGGGUGGCAUCUUUGUAUUCGUCUUUGUGCCCGAAACUAAAGGCAAAAGUUUGAAUGAGAUUCAAGAUGAAUUGAGUGGUAAAUCGAACAGAAAUCAAUCAAAUGGUAAUGUUAUCUAA